Messenger RNA from Humulus lupulus (European hop), 444 nucleotides. RefSeq lists its product as uncharacterized. The transcript has a single exon. The record is from RefSeq and is a predicted model, not a curated record. The coding region runs from base 1 to 444 and encodes 147 amino acids. NCBI's taxonomy places the organism in Eukaryota, Viridiplantae, Streptophyta, Magnoliopsida, Rosales, Cannabaceae.
AUGCACAAGAUUCUGUUUGAAGAGAAGUACAAGCCCUCCAUUGAGAAUCAAAGGAGCUUGAACACAGCCAUGAAAGAAGUGGUGAGGGCAGAAGUUUUGAAGUUGUUAAAUGUUGGGAUUAUUUAUGCUAUUUCUUAUAGUAGUUGGGUUAGUCUUGUGCAAGUUGUACCCGAGAAACAAGAGGAUGACAAUGUUUCAGAGAAUGAAUGUGGUCCACUUGAUCCUAAUAUGCAAUACUCGCAUGACAUGAUGCGAUAUAUUGUCCAACAAAACACAAUAACUCAUAAUUAUUUGGCUGCCCGGGGGGAAUAUGAGCAUAAUCAGGUUGAUCAGCUCAAUUUUUUGGUGGCUCAAUGGACAUUGAACAGAGGACAAAAUAAUUAUUUCUCUUAUCCUCCUUCGUUUGAUGGGAUGCAAGACCAACCACCACCUCCUCCUUAUUAG